UCCCGGCUGCCCAGGAUGAGGCUGCUCUUCCCGGCCCUCGUGCUGGUCCUGCUUGCUGCUGCCCGUGCUGCUGAAGACUCCUGCGUGGGCCGCUGCGACGAUGGCUUCGACGCACGACACAAGUGCCAGUGUGACACCCUCUGUGUGUACUACCAGAGCUGCUGCAGCGACUACUCCACUGUCUGCAAAGCCAAAGUGACCCGGGGAGACGUGUUCGCCUUGCCGGAGGACGAUUACUUUGACUACAACCUCACCGUCGAUUUCGGUACAGUAGAGAACACGGAGGCAGCCCCCACAGAACUGCCCACAUCCCCGUUGCUGGCGCAGCCCACGCAGGUGAGCAAGCCGGGUCCUGAGGAGACACUGACAGAGGUGCUCGUGGAGGAGGUGCCCACCACCACCCCAAAUGGGUUUGGGGAGCAGGAGCCCGAGGAACUCUGCAGCAGGAAACCUUUUGACGCCUUCACCGACCUGAAGAAUGGUUCCCUGUAUGCUUUCCGAGGGAAGUACUUCUACGAGCUGGAUGAGAGGAGCGUGCGGCCUGGCUACCCCAAGCUCAUCAGCGACGUCUGGGGCAUUGAGGGCCCCAUCGACGCAGCCUUCACCCGCAUCAACUGCCAGGGCAAGACUUACCUGUUCAAGGGCAGCCAGUACUGGCGCUUUGAUGAUGGAGCCCUGGACUCUGGGUACCCACGGGACAUCUCCGAGGGCUUUGAAGGCAUCCCAAACGACAUCGACGCGGCCUUCGCCCUCCCCGCGCACAGCUACCACGGCAAUGAGAGAGUCUAUUUCUUCAAGGACAAGUACUACUGGUCCUACGACUUCGCCCACCAGCCCACGCAGGCUGACUGCGAGAAGUCCUCCCCCUCGGCCGUAUUCAACCAUUAUGCCUUCAUGAACCGCGACAGCUGGGAGGACGUCUUCCAGAUCCUCUUCGGCAGCAGGAUGACCGGGGCAAGCAGCCAGCGGUACAUCAGCAAAGACUGGCGGGGGGUGCCCAGCCGGCUGGAUGCUGCCAUGGCCGGCAGGAUCUACGUGGCCUCCCAGCAGCCCCGGAGGAGAAAGUCUCGCCGCCAGCGCAAGAGGUACAAGAGCCACCGGUCACUGAAUUUGGGUUUCUGGAGCUGGCUGCAGAACGACUCUGACUCCGCGGGUGUUGAAAGCGACUGGCUGUCGGGCUCCCAGUGUGACACCCUCCAGAGUGUCUACUUCUUUGUAGGAGACAAGUACUACCGCGUCAACCUGCGCACCAAGCGCGUGGACCUGGUGCAGCCCCGCUACCCGCGCUCCAUCGCCAAGUACUGGCUGGACUGCCCGCAGCCCGGGGAGGAGAGCACCUGAGAGGGCCCCCCCAGCGUCACCCGGCAGCACAGCCCCUAGCUAGACAGAA
Gavia stellata (red-throated loon) is the source of this 1390-nucleotide messenger RNA. RefSeq names its product vitronectin (gene VTN). Gene Ontology annotation, molecular function: extracellular matrix binding; polysaccharide binding; scavenger receptor activity. The transcript is spliced from 8 exons. Bases 16 to 1341 code for a protein of 441 amino acids. The record is from RefSeq and is a predicted model, not a curated record. Gene Ontology annotation, biological process: cell-matrix adhesion; cell adhesion mediated by integrin; immune response. Lineage: Eukaryota; Metazoa; Chordata; Aves; Gaviiformes; Gaviidae.